Cladophialophora immunda is the source of this 1521-nucleotide messenger RNA. RefSeq lists its product as uncharacterized. Gene Ontology annotation, molecular function: transmembrane transporter activity. Lineage: Eukaryota; Fungi; Ascomycota; Eurotiomycetes; Chaetothyriales; Herpotrichiellaceae. The record is from RefSeq and is a predicted model, not a curated record. The transcript has 4 exons. Gene Ontology annotation, cellular component: fungal-type vacuole membrane; plasma membrane. Bases 1 to 1521 code for a protein of 506 amino acids. Gene Ontology annotation, biological process: transmembrane transport.
AUGGAAAAGUACCCUGACGAUAAGCCUUCCAUGACGAAGAAUCAACCCCAUGAUGUGGUUGAGGACUCCAUGGAGGGCAAGGCACUGCCAGUCAAGGCCUUUUCCAAGUCAUGGCUGACAGACAUCCUUCUCACUGUCGAGACGACUGGCAUUCAGCGGGUGACGGAGGAUGAACGGCAGCAGAACACCAGCAAAGUGUGGAAUGCGUGUACGUUCUGGCUGAGCGCGAAUAUGGCCGUGGCAACACUCAACGUCGGGUCCGUGGGCGGCAGCUUGGGACUGUCAUUCUGGGAUUGCUUUGCCAUUAUCGUCGUGGUCAAUGUCUUCAGCUGUAUGAUUCCAGCAUGGACUGCAGGAUUCGGAUUGACGGGACUGCGCAUGACGUCCUUCUCUCGUUACUCCUUCGGCUAUUGGGGCAAUCUUCUGGUGGUCGUCUUCUCCAUGGUCUCGACAACGGGCUGGAAUGCCGUCAACUCCAUCUCUGGGGCAUCAGUCCUCAAUGCCCUCUCCAACGGGAAAUGCCCGACGUGGCUCGGAGUUGUCAUUAUCUGUACCACCGUCUGGGUUAUCUGUGCCCUUGGUAUUCACUGGAUCCAUCGCCUCGAUGCUUUCCUCUGGAUUCCCCCGUUCGUGGUUUGGUGUUUCACCGCCGGUUUCGGGUCGUCGCAUUUCUCUGGAGACGCCAUCAAAUCGCCGUCUGGAGCAAACGGGGCAGCAGCAUCGCUUUCGUACAUCGCGGUCAUAUUCUCCUUUGCCGUGUCGUGGAUCAACUGUGCUGCCGACUAUAACGUGAGGAUGCCUGUCAACACGUCCAGAGCUCAGAUUUUCGUCGCAACCUAUGUCGGAAUCGCCGUCCCCACCAUCCUGGUCCAGACCCUGGGCGCAGCACUGUAUACGGGCACUGAGAUCAACCCAGAGUGGAAGUUGGCGUUCAAAGAGAGCGGGAUCGGAGGUCCCCUCAAAAUGGCCCUGGAACCAGCUGGAGGUUUCGGAAAGUUCCUUCUGGUGCUUGCAGCAUUGAGUGCGAUUCCGAACAACAUCCCCAACAACUACUCCUUUGCCAUGCAUGCGCAAAACUUUGGCCCCUGGGCGGCACGCAUUCCUCGAAUCUUUCUUGUCACUCUCGGCUUCAUUGCCGCCAUCAUCGUCGGUGCAUGUGCGGCUGAAUUCUUCAGUGACACCCUUCAGACGUUCCUGAGCAUCAUCGGGUACUGGACCGUCAUUCACCUCACCAUCGUUGCCGAGGAACACAUCAUUUUCCGCGCCUGUCGCUGGAGUCAAUACAACUUGGAUGCUUGGAACCAGCCCGAUCUUCUUCCUUUCGGCUGGGCGGCUAUCGGAGCUUUUGGGUUUGGGUUCAUGGGCGCAGCAUUGGGCAUGAAAACAGCUUGGUACACUGCUCCCAUUGCUGGGUUGAUAGGAAGCAAAGGCGCCAAUGUUGGUCACGAGCUAACCUUUGCCUUCUCGGCAAUCACUUUCCCACUCUUCCGAUAUCUGGAGAGGAGACACGGAGGCAAAUAG